AUGAAUAAAAAUUAUAUAACAGUGGAAACUUUGCCUCCAGCUUAAGUUUAAUAAAUCUAAGUCGAAUAUAACUUUCAUUAUAUCAGAGACCUCGUAGAAAAAUGUGUUGAAUAGUUAUAACACAAUGUUUAACUUUUUUAUGAUAAAGAAUGUAGAAACGCAAUUGAUAUUGAUAAAAGCCUUCAGGAAUUGAACAUUUAAAAUAAAAUUAUUUAUGCAAAAUAGAUAGAUUAAGAAAAAAUGACUUCUUAAUAUCCUAGUGUAGUUUGCUGGUUUAAAUAAGAUGGAAAAGAAUUAGAUCUUGGAGUUUAAUUGAGAUCAGACUUUACAUUUGAAGAAGUAAUAGGAAUGAAAUUUUUAGGUAUUAGACGAUGCGUUAUCCUAAAAUAUCAUAGAAAAACUACCAUCCUCGAUUAUAGUGACAGAUUUAGGGCAAACCUAAAAAUUGGCAACAUUGAUGGAAAUGUAAAUGUUUAAGGUGACAAAUCGUUUGGGUCCUAAUCCAUAAUUAGUUAUACACUUCUCUACAUCAGGUUAAGAACCUAAAGUUGAUUUAUUCUAACCAAAUUAAUUUUAGAACAAAUUUGCUUUUUCUCCUCAAUUUUAAGUCAACACAAAUUAAUAAUGUUAAGGAAAUUAGAUAUUUCAAACUCAUUCAUAGCUUCCAACAAACUUAUAGUUCAAUAAUUAAUAAUUUUAAAACAAAACAAAUAUUUCGCUAUAAAAAAAUCCUUAGCAAACCUAAAAUUUCUAAAUUCCUUUUAAUCCUCAACAUUAAGAACCAAAGAUAAAUCCUAUACAUCAAUAAAAUUAAAAUUAAAACUAGAUUUCGCAAAAUACAUCAAAGUUUGUCCCAAUAAAUUAAACAAAUACAUUACCCUUUCCGUAAUUUAUAAAAAAUCCAUAACCAGUAACCUAAUCGAUGUUUAAUAUUAACUAAUAAAUUGCAUAAUAAUAACAACCAUAAUUAUAGCCAUAAUAACCGUUCUAAUAAUAAUAAUAAUAAUAAUAAUAAUAGCAAUAAUAACAAUUCUAAUAAUAAUAAUAAUCAUAAAUAUAACAAUAAUAGUUCUAAUAGUAAUAAUAAUCAUAAAUAUAGCAAUAAUAACAUCUUUAAUAAUAAUAGCAAUAGUUUUAAUAAUAAUAAAUAUAAUAAUAAUAAUCACUAUAAUAAUAUUAAUAAUAAUAGUAAUAACAAUAAUAAUAAUAAUAAUAAUAGUAAUAACAAUAAUAAUAAUAAUAACAAUAAUAAUAAUAAUAACAAUAAUAAUAAUAAUAAUAAUAACAAUAAUAAUAAUAAUAAUAAUAGUAAUAACAAUAAUAAUAAUAAUAACAAUAAUAAUAGUAAUAACAAUAAUAAUAAUAAUAAUAACAAUAACACCAAUUCUAAUACCCAUAAUAAUAAGGAUAAUAAAAUUAAUAAUAUUCAAUUAGCAACUCUCAACAAUUACUUAUAAAUGAAAUGAAUUCGGCUGAAGCAAUGGCUUAAUAGAGUUUAGAUUAAUUAACAUAUUUAGGAAAGUUUAACUUUUUUGUUAAUCAAACUGGUGAUUUUGUUUUGUAUUAAUGCAAUUAACCAAAAUUAAAAGGUUAUUUUGUACAAAAUAAAGGAAAAGAGGCUAAAUUAUUACCUGAUUAUGAUAAAUAAUGGAUAAAUAUAUUAGGAAUUCAAAUAGCUGAAUAUCAUCCAAAUGGAUUCAUAAUUAAAUGGAAAAAUAAUACUUAUAAUGUUUUUACAAUGACAUAUUAUUGA
Messenger RNA from Paramecium sonneborni, 1753 nucleotides. Lineage: Eukaryota; Ciliophora; Oligohymenophorea; Peniculida; Parameciidae. The record is from the annotation of a GenBank genome assembly.